GAGUGCUCAUAGUCUCACACUGAGCGUACCUUUUCGCUUAUCAGAGGCAGUUCCCGUUUUGGUGAGCGGCGGAGCAAAACCCUAAAACCCCAAACGGUGUCAAUAACUAAAUCUCCCAAUCUGAUUGAAGCAGAGGCAAUUGGGUAUUUGGUGAGUACUCCCUUCUUUCGAAUCGUUUGCUCAAAUUAUGUUUGGUGGUUACUGUAAAAGAUGGCAACUACUAGUUCCAACUUCAGUUACCCAUUUCCAUUGCUUUCAAAAGCUCUCCUUUAUACAGUAUCACUGUAUACUCUAAAACCCAAUUGGGAGACAUCGUUAACAGUAAAGCUUGAUUCAGCUGAAGCUGAGCAGGGGAAGCAUUGGUAUUGACAAAGCAGACUUGGUCGUUAAGCUUCUGAAACACUAUGGAUGUAGUGAUACCCUUGUUUCCAAAAUAGUUCGGAAAGGACCAAAGCUGCUCCUAUUCAAUGCGCAAAAGACCCUACUGCCCAAACUCGAGUUUUUCGCUUCUAUUGGCAUAUCAGGCACUGCUCUUGCUGGGGUGCUUUCUAUGAACCCAACAGUCUUGCAAUUAAGCUUAGAGAAUACUCUCAGACCUUGUUAUCGUAUCACCAAAACUCUACGUAUUCCCCCUGAAAAGCUUCCGUGUUUCUUUAGAGACUUCAGGCGGAUUGCUUUAGGAAAAUUGUGCAUUGUUGCCAGCAAUACUUCAAUUCUGAGAGCACAUGGUGUGCCAGAAUCCUCUUUUCCUCUGUGGGUGGCCUUUCAUUUCAAUGCACUGUCCUUCGACUCUGAGAAGGUCAAAGAAAAUGUCAAGAAAGUCAGGAGCAUGGGAUUUCAACCUCUAUCUGCCACAUUCAUGAAAGCACUGUAUGUGAUAUCGGUGACUGAUGCAUUGAAAUGGCAACAGAAGAUGGACUUAUAUAGGAAGUGGGGUCUAACUGAAGAUGAUGUAUUGUCGGCAUUUAGAAAGUAUCCCUUGUUUAUGAACUUCAGUGAGAAGGUUAUAUCGAGUAAGAUGGAUUUCUUUGUGAACUCAAUGGGUUGCCAGCCCUCAUAUGUGGCUGCAUGUCCUGAUGUUCUAUGUUAUAGUUUGGAGAAGCGAAUCAUACCUAGGUGUUCAGUUAUCAGACUUCUCCAGGUAGAAGGCUUAAUCAAGGAAGAUGUAUCUAUACAAAACAUUCUGAAGUGUAAUGAGGAUUCGUUCUUCAAAAGGUAUGUGAUCAACUAUCAAGAGCAAAUACCUGAGCUGCUGAGCAUCUCACAAGGAAAAAAAUUAUGCUAAGUUGGGGUUAGGAUUAAGCGAAAGAGGUGGAGUGAAACAAUUGUAGGACAAAGCGUGUUAUUCUGCACUGUAUUCGAUGAUUCAGAUGAUGGAUAGUCAAAUCUAUCUCUCUUUGGAUAUUACAAUUUUAUUUAUUUUACUAUAUUAUGUCUUGAAAGAGAGACUUUUAAAUG
Molecule: messenger RNA, 1458 nt
Organism: Fragaria vesca subsp. vesca
Lineage: Eukaryota; Viridiplantae; Streptophyta; Magnoliopsida; Rosales; Rosaceae
Exons: 2
Coding region: 551-1285 (244 amino acids)
Source: RefSeq, a predicted model, not a curated record